AGCAACAUGGCGGCUCCCAAGAGGUAUGGGCUCAUUUUGCCAAAGAAGAAUGACAAACCUGCUCUUUCUUCGGCGUGUGUGUUCGGAGAUGACAGUGACGAUGAGCACGACAAGGCAUCCAUCGAAAAGACUAUGCGAAAAGAGUCGAUGCGCAACCUCAAGAAAAUUCAGACGCAGCUUACUCUUAAGAAAGCAAUGGAAGAAGACCCAUCAGUAUUUGAAUAUGAUGAAGUGUAUGACGACUUGAAAAAGAAUAAGGAGGAAAAGAAACAAGAAGUCACGAAAGACAGAAAGCCUCGGUACAUCGAACAGCUGCUUAAGUCGGCUGAGCUACGCAAGCGAGAAGGUGACCGAAGGACACAGCGAAAGAUACAGAAGGAACGUGAAACUGAAGGCGAGGCUUUCGGUGACAAGGAGGCAUACGUCACAUCGGCCUACAAGCGCAAAAUGCAGGAAAUGCAAGAGGAGGAAGAGCGUGAAAUGCGGCAGGAACAAUUGAACCAAAUGAUGGACGUCACAAAACAGAAAGACCUCAGUGGCUUCUACCGCCAUCUGCUGAAGCAAGAAGUCGGGGAGGAGAGAAUUCCUCAAAACACUGACAAGCCUGUAGAGUGGCCAGAGAAAGACGAGAAGCCCAGAACUUCCAAGAGCAUCGAAGAGCCUUCUCGAGCUGGUCGCUCUUCACCUGAAAACUGCAAAACGUCGUCAUCGUCUAGCCAGCGCAACAGGGACAGUGGAGACAGCCAACACAGCACACAGCAAGCCACUAGUGAAAAACACAGCGAAAGCUUAUCCAGGAAAGACAGAAGGGGCUACAGAACAAGGAAGAUCAGCGAUCCUUCUGAGGAUGAGGGCUCUCCACCACACAAUGAACCUUCUGCGAGUGAGAAUGUAGACAGAGACAUAGAUGCUGAUAGCGACUUCGAGGUUGACUCGGAAGAAUCCUCUGAUGAAGAUGAAAGCCACGCCGCUUUGCAGAAAGAGAAAGAGAACACUUCGAUGCCAAGCAGUAAACGAGCAAAGGAAGACCAGUUAGAAGCCAAUGACGGGGGCAAAGAAGAUACGACCAAGGAACCUGCCACAAAGGUCAUUGAAAGAGACUGGACAGCCCUAUUCCGUAAGAGGACAGUUGGCGACAAGUUCGAAGCAGCACUAGCACGAUACUUUGAACGCAAAGCAGAAUUGGAUGUCUACAGGGCAGCACAUGGUAGUGUCCAGUAGCACAAAGACAGCUUGAAUUACGAGAUUCGCUGGAGUCGGCUGAAGUGUUGUGUGAUGCAUUUUCACAGUAAUGUUAACCUGCUGGCAGUUCCUGAAAACUGGCACCAAUCACAUUACUGCAAGCUUCAGUAAAACAAAAGCAGCAGUGGCUCUCCACGACAAACUCUUUCAGUAGUGGUGACUUUAGUUGUUGCUUUUGAAAGCUGCCGUCCUUACGAGUGAUUACACCUCCGGUGCUUUGGAAACGUUGGCAGCAGCACUUGUACAGAAACUAAAUGUGUGCACUAACCAUAUGCUGACAUGUUUCAAUAACUGUAUAAAUUUGCUAGUGCCAUUCAGAGUGCAUUCAAGCGUGGUGAUAGGCAGCGUGUGCAUUGUGACGAGUCAAGGUGUGCAAAAAUAGAUGUGCAGUUUUACCGUAAAAUGUUCUGCUCUCAACUUAAGAAUAAAGUAGAGCAUUAUGCAACA
Molecule: messenger RNA, 1689 nt
Organism: Dermacentor andersoni
Lineage: Eukaryota; Metazoa; Arthropoda; Arachnida; Ixodida; Ixodidae
Product: nuclear speckle splicing regulatory protein 1
Biological process (GO): regulation of alternative mRNA splicing, via spliceosome
Source: RefSeq, a predicted model, not a curated record